Molecule: messenger RNA, 744 nt
Organism: Rhizoctonia solani
Lineage: Eukaryota; Fungi; Basidiomycota; Agaricomycetes; Cantharellales; Ceratobasidiaceae
Product: glycosyltransferase family 20 protein
Exons: 1
Coding region: 1-744 (247 amino acids)
Biological process (GO): trehalose biosynthetic process; cellular response to heat
Cellular component (GO): alpha,alpha-trehalose-phosphate synthase complex (UDP-forming); cytosol
Molecular function (GO): catalytic activity
Source: RefSeq, a predicted model, not a curated record
AUGGAAGGCAAAGAAGGCCAGCGACUCAUCGUCGUCUCGAACCGACUGCCAAUCACCAUUAGUAAAGAUGCCAAGGGAGAAUACCAUUUCAAGAUGUCCUCGGGAGGUCUAGUCUCCGCCCUCUCAGGCUGCAAAAAGUCUAUGUCCUUUAUUUGGAUAGGAUGGACAGGAUUGUAUAUCCCCCCCAAAGAUCGUGCAUUGGUCGACAAACGCUUAAUGGAAGAGUACUCUUGCCAGGCUGUGUACCUCGACGACGACCUUGCCGAUCGACACUAUAAUGGCUUCUCUAACUCUAUCCUUUGGCCUCUGUUCCAUUACCACCCUGGUGAAAUGAAUUUCGACGAGGCGAAUUGGCUUGCCUACCGGCAGGCUAACCUCAAAUUUGCCGAAGCUAUCCGCUCCCUAAUCCGUUCUGGCGACAUGGUCUGGGUUCAGGAUUAUCACCUCAUGCUGCUUCCGAUGUUAUUGCGGGGCCUCGUUGAUGGACCUGGCAAGGAUGGUAGCUUGACGCAGAAGGAACUAGCUAAGAUCAAAGAAGGAAUAGUAGAGGAUACCCCGGAGGUCGAACAUGAGACCCUCAGCGACGUUAAGAUUGGGUUCUUCUUGCAUACACCCUUCCCUAGCUCCGAGAUUUAUCGGCGAGUUGCAUUAGUCACACUUCCUCACACAUUCCACUCAUUUUUGUCCACAGGAUUCUUCCUGUCCGACGAGAAAUACUUUUGGGUAUUCUCUAUAGUGACCUAA